ACUUCAUUUUUUUGUUUUUUAUAUAUAUAGUCUUGGAGGAUGUAUAGUUCACUUACAAAAGACCUUAAACAUGUCAAGAUCUUAAUUAUUGACAAUUAUGAUUCAUAUACCUUCAAUAUGCUACAACUUAUUCAAUGUGAAGUAGUAGUUAUUCGAAACGACCAAUAUACCUGGCAAGAGUUUUCUACCAAUAUUUUACCUCACUUUGAUAGUGUUAUUAUAUCUCCAGGACCUGGUAGACCUGAAAGGGAAGCAGAUUUUGGUAUUUGUACUCCACUUUUGAAAGCACAGUUAGAUCAAGAACAAUCUCAACAUCAUCGACCUAUAUUUGGUAUCUGUUUAGGACAUCAAGGGAUUGGUUAUUUACUAGGGGGAAAGGUAGAUUAUGCUCCAAGGAUUAUGCAUGGACGAAUGUCAGAAAUUCAUGCCAUAAAACAUAAUGAUGAUAUGGUGUAUGGGAAUAUAUUUCAUCAUUGUUCUAUACCUUUUUGGGCUGUACGAUAUCAUUCUCUUGUGAUCGAUCCAUCAAGUUUACCUUCUUGUUUGAUACUUACAGCUUAUUGCCAAGAAAAUGACGCUGAUAUGAAUGCAUUGAAAAACUCAGUGUUUUUAUCCGAUGACAAACAUGACGACAAAUCAAUGAACCAUCGAAAUCAUUUUUUAGAUCAUCUACCAUCAUCACCAUCAACACAAUUAAAACACCAUGCUCUCACUGUGAUGGGAUUUCAACAUAAAACCUUGCCAUUAUGGGGUGUACAAUUUCAUCCUGAAUCUGUUUCUACUGAACAUGGUCAAAUAAUGAUGGACAAUUUUAUUAUGCAAACUUAUGAAUGGAUGAAAAAGACUGGACGACCUCUCAUGACAAAGCCCUUGGAUUCGACAAUUCAAUCCUGUUCCGUAACAUCAACAUCAAAAAUUCUUCCUUGCCCACCAACAAAUACUGCUGAUGCAACAUCUGCCUUUACACUUCAUACCAAGCGCUGUUUUCCUCAUUGGGUGGACCCAGAGUAUUUGGUAGAAGAUUUAUUGAAUGGAGAUACUGUGGAAGGCUUAAAAGUGAAAUCGAUUAGUUGGCUUGACAGUAGUAGAAAAUCGUCACCAUAUUCGCAAAUAUCCAUUCUUUCUGUGGAUCCAGCAUUGACAGUUCGUUAUUCAACAUUACAUCGACAAAUCAAUAUUCAAGAUCGCCAUGAUAAACAUACUGUGGAAUUCUUGCACAACAAGGAUACCUUUUUCGAUUAUAUAUCAAGAUGGUUGGAAAGUAUUGGAAAAGUGUCUGCUCGACAGAUUUCUGAUAAACUUCAAGAUAUCAAUGACGAUGAUGAUCUAUCUCAAGCACCUUUACAAACUUUUCUUGGUGGAUUGACAGGAUAUUUUGGCUAUGAGAUGAAAAGAGAAAGCUUGGAUGGAUACGAAACACCCUUGGAGCAACAAUGUCAUUGUACUCAUCAUGAUGAACAACCUAUCUCGAAAAAUAUGAACUGUUGUAAUUGUAUGGAAGAACCAGACGCCGCGUUUCAUUUUAUCGAUCGCUUUUGGCUAUUUGAUCACGAACAACGACAACUAUAUGCAUGUGGUCUAGUGAAAAAUCAGCAAUAUAACAUAUUUACGAAUGAUCAGAAAUGGGUGCCUGGAUUUGCAGGAAUGGAUGAUUUGAUGGGAUGGAUACAAACAACUGAACGCAUGAUACUUCAUACUAUGGAAAAUAUUCGACGUCGACAAAUGACAAAUGACUUUACCAAUUUAACACCUUCAUCUUCAACAUGUACGACACCUAUUCCCAAAUCCAUGAUAUUGGAUCAAGCAGCUCCUAUGGGAUCUGAUCUUUUUACCGCCAACGUCCAGCAUGAUGCCUAUUUACAGUCUAUUCAACAAUGUGUUCAACAAAUCAAGGAAGGUGAAUCUUAUGAAAUAUGUUUGACAACCAGGUUUCGAUUGACUCUUCCCAACGACUUGGAUGAUGAUGAUGAUGAUAAUGAUAUGAUAGAUGCUAACACAAAGAUUCACAAGUUAUGGAAAUUAUAUACACAUCAUUUACGAAAAAACAAUCCUGCACCUUUCUCAGCACUCAUCCAUUUCCCUGGUGAUCAAGUUCUUCCGGCAUUUGGUCUACUUGGAUCAAGUCCCGAACGUUUCUUAAAGGUGGAAAACGGUGUGGCAGAAAUGAAACCUAUCAAAGGUACCAUGGCACGCGCUCUUCAUUGUGUGUGUGAUCCUCAUGAAUGUGAUUUUGGUCCCAGAUGUGAACAAGUCAAAUUAGAAGAAGAUCAUCGACGGAAACAAAAGUUAUGGGAAGAUGUCAAAGAGAGAGCCGAAAAUCUGAUGAUUGUGGAUUUGAUUCGAAAUGAUCUUGCUCAAGUAUGUGAUCCCAAUACUGUCCAAGUCCCUAAAUUGAUGCAUGUAGAAACUUAUGAAAAAGUACAUCAUUUAGUAUCUACAGUCCGUGGUACUUUGCAACCUAAUGUUAAUUGUGUGGAUGCAUUGAAAAAAUGUUUCCCACCAGGUUCAAUGACUGGCGCACCCAAACUACGAUCUGUUCAGCUUUUAGAUGAAUUGGAACAUUAUAAACGUCGAGGUGUUUAUUCUGGAUGUCUAGGUUAUUUGUCUUUAAAUGGAAGCGCUGAUUUCAGUGUAGUGAUUCGAACAGCUGUGGCAACAUCAACAUCAUCUGGUCAAGUUGAAUUAUCAGUAGGUGGUGGUGGUGCUAUUACCUUUUUAUCAGAUCCUGAACAAGAAUGGAAAGAAACUUUAUUAAAAACCAAGAGUGUGGCUCCUAGUGUCAAGGAAUAUUUGGAACAACAGUAGACACCCCCCUUCUUCACAUUCCUAUUAGAUAUAUAUAUAUAUAUAUAUAUGUAUGACCAGAAAAUAAUAAUAAUAAUAAUAAUAAAAAUUAGAAUCUUCCCCCCUCUUUACUUUUCUUGUCAUGCUAUAAACUUGUCAUUGGGAUUUUAGUGCAACGAGGGAUGAAUGGAUUGCUAUGGAUGAUGGAUGAUUGAAUGCUCGCCAAAUCAAUCAAUCUUCCUAGCUUCUCUCACUCACUCAUAUCUACCUUUCCUUCCGCUGAUUCGUUCAUAGAUCACUUAUUAGUUAUAUUAUACCUGCCAUUCUGUUCUUCUUUAAUAAAAUCAUGUAUCUACAAUAAUUCCAUCAUCAUUGUUAUAACCUGUCGUUUUCAUUAUCAUUAUUCGCCAUCCUCCAAUCAUCCCGUCAUCCAUUAUCAUCCAUAUUAUCCCUCAUCUAUCAUUUAUAUUCAGUUUUCAGAUCUAUAUAGAAUAAAAAAA
This is a messenger RNA of Halteromyces radiatus, 3284 nucleotides long. RefSeq names its product ADC synthase. Gene Ontology annotation, biological process: L-tryptophan biosynthetic process. Lineage: Eukaryota; Fungi; Mucoromycota; Mucoromycetes; Mucorales; Cunninghamellaceae. The transcript is spliced from 10 exons. The coding region runs from base 40 to 2805 and encodes 921 amino acids. The record is from RefSeq and is a predicted model, not a curated record.